GUUCCGCCUUAUUGAGAACGGCUUUAGCGAGCAAAGCCGAGAACAAAGUGAACAGGGCUAUAACUAUGUAGUGUUGGUAGCUAACUAGUACAAACUUCCCGAUACAAAGUGUUUUGUUCAGUAUUGUUUGAUUUAUGCUGGCUAUAUGGAUUGCUAACAUUUUCUAAGCAGGAUCACAGCCAUUACCACAGCACCUUCAAUGACCUCCACGCUGUAGAGUGGCAGAUUACAGUAUAUCCAGGUGGCAGCUGCCUUGUUGACAGGAUGAGACACCCAGCUGGGAGAAGGUUUCUGUUUUUCUGGCUGAAGGAAAAUGACAAGCAGAAUGAUGAGAGAAGCCUUCUGAUACCAAAGGAUAAUGGCAUGGAUGAGGCAGUGGCUUUCGGCUUUCACAACAGGAGUAUUCUGCACGCUGAAGCUGAAGGGAGACACACAGGCCCCACUGUGGAGGUGCAGAUCCAUCAGGAGCAACCAAACCACAUCGCCUCACCCAGGGAGGAGGUCAGGACAGCUGUCUCCUCGCUUCAGCCUGGCACCAGUUGGGAUGCAUCUGUAUUUCUUGACGAGGCUGUUUUAAAAUGCAAAGCAAGCAAAGCUGAGGAAGGGCUCGCCCUUCUCCCACCACAGAAAUGGGACCAGAAGCCUGCCAGCUUGACAAACUCCUGCGUCAAGUACCUGAUGUUCCUCAGCAACCUGUUAUUCGCUGUCUUCGGCUUGCUGAUCCUGGCCAUUGGUCUGUGGGGUCUCGUGGAUAAGGAGUCCUUUGCCCAGGAGAGGAUCAGGCACAUUGGCUCAGACCCCAUGCUGGUUAUCGCUGGGCUGGGGCUGCUGCUCAGCCUGCUGUGUUUCACAGGGUGUGUGGGAGCCCUGCGGGAGAACGUGCCCCUCCUCAAGGGCUUUGCUGCGGGGGUGCUGGUGCUGCUUUCCAUCCAGGUGCUGACCGGGUUUGUGAUGUACAUGCUCAGAGACCAGAUCGAGGGGUUUCUGCGCAGCAGCAUGCUGACCGCUGUGAGCCGCUACCAGGAUGACCUAGACCUGAGAUUUAUCAUGGAUGAGAUGCAGAUCGAGCUGCAGUGUUGCGGGGCAGACACUUACCAUGACUGGGAGCUGAACAUGUACUUUAACUGCUCUGCCCCUGGUAUCCAGGCCUGCGGAGUCCCUGCCACCUGUUGUAUCGACCCGCUGGAGAACGGCACCGUGUGGAACUCGCAGUGUGGGCUGGGUGCUCAGGGGCUGGACGAGUUCACCGCACAGCGCCUCAUCUACCUGGGCGGCUGUCUGGGAGGGCUCUCCCGCUGGCUGAGCAAUCACACAGGCAGCCUGGCCACCGCCGCCAGCCUGCUCCUGGGAGCACAAGUGCUGAGCCUGUUCAUCGCAACAAGGAUCCUGAGAGACAUCGACAGGGUCGAGGCUGGCUGGCAACCCCAGUGAUAUCAGAUUGCAAUAAGUGACCGUGACGGGACACAUAUAAACACUGCACUGACACUGCCAAAUCAUUGAGAUCUUGCGUGCACGCUAUCACAAUCGACAGCCGUCUCAUGCGAAGGUACUGUAUAGGUUCCCCCUGGUUCCAUGUACUGUAACAGACAACCAGUAGUGGACCAUUCCACCAGCAGUUCUGCAGACAGUUAGUCAUGAAUCAGGGCAAGCUCAAAAACAAACUAUAUUAUUUACAAUUCUCCUAUGUGUUCACUUAACGUAGUCACUAACUAUAAGUAGAUAUAUUUAUUUACUAUAAUUAUGUAUAUGGUGAAAGGUAAUGCAGCUGCAGCUUUUGGCUGGUCUGUUAAAAAAAUAAUGUUCUGCACGUGUUUAUGUUUACUGAAUGUAUGUUAUUUAUUACAUACCGUUAAGUAAAGUUAUACAACAGUGGUGGUCAAAUGUGACCCUUUUAGUUCUGGUCUUUGUUCCAGCCCUGUUCUAAAUUGUUUAAUUGAACCAAUCUUGAAGCAGUUAAUUAUAUCAUUUUACCUGUUAAGCCUGGAGUAGAAUGGCCCUCCAGGACUGUGAUAGGACGCCCCUAUUACACGUUAUGAUAAUAAGUGUAAACUGUGAUGUCAUCCCAUAUGAAAACUUUAUUUGUAUGUAUUUCAAGUACCGUAGUUAGACGUUAACACAGACACUCUUGCUGUGGUAUAUAGAGCUCCUCCCAGUGGAAUUUUAGGGAAUUACCAGCAAUAAUGAGGCGCACAUGUACCAGAAUCAUUGCCAGUAGUUAUUAUUAGCAGUUUGUAUUUUUUAAGUUAUUAAUGCCUGUCUAUUUUGUCUAUACAAUAAC
This is a messenger RNA of Polyodon spathula (Mississippi paddlefish), 2278 nucleotides long. It is a transcript of the gene tspan10, whose product is annotated as tetraspanin-10. Lineage: Eukaryota; Metazoa; Chordata; Actinopteri; Acipenseriformes; Polyodontidae. The record is from RefSeq and is a predicted model, not a curated record. Gene Ontology annotation, cellular component: membrane. The coding region runs from base 265 to 1431 and encodes 388 amino acids. The transcript is spliced from 4 exons.